Prunus armeniaca (apricot) is the source of this 798-nucleotide messenger RNA. The record is from the annotation of a GenBank genome assembly. NCBI's taxonomy places the organism in Eukaryota, Viridiplantae, Streptophyta, Magnoliopsida, Rosales, Rosaceae.
AUGUGCCCUGGACAUAUUGGUGCCUUUGAAUACACUGUAAUGCCUUUUGGCUUAAGAAAUGCCGGAGCCACUUAUCAAAGAGCAAUGAAUUCUGUUUUCCAUGAUAUGAUAGGACAUUCUCUAGAAGUGUACAUAGAUGAUGUGGUGAUUAAAUCCCCAGAAGAAGGAGAUCAUGUAUCAAAUCUGAAAAGGGCAUUCCUAAGAAUGAGACAGCAUAAGUUGAAAAUGAAUCCCAAGAAAUGUGUUUUUGGAGUUAAAGCAGGGAAUUUCUUAGGUUUCUUGUUCCACCAAAGGGGGAUAGAAAUCGAUAAAAAUAAAGCAAAAUCCAUCAUAAGAGCUCUACCACCUCGGAACAGGAAAAAGUUGCAGAGUCUCCUAGGAAAAACUAAUUUCCUAAGGAGAUUCAUAUUCAAUUAUGCAGGAAAAAUCCAGCUUUUCUCCUCCUUGCUAAGACUGAAGCAAGAACAGACGUUCAAACACUACAUGUUGCCAUUCAGCAUCUACAUCAUUGCCAAGACAGACCUAAACAAAUACAUGCUAACAAGGCCAAUGUUGAGAGGCAGAAUUGGCAAAUGGACUCUAGCUUUGACAGAAUUUGCAUUCAGAUAUGUUCCUCAGAAAGCUGUCAAAGGACAAGCUAUAGCAGAUUUCCUAGCAGAUCAUCCAGGGAAAGAGGUUGAAAAUAUGGAUUCUUUAGAUAUAGCAAAUGCAUAUCUGUUGACUAGAGCUCAUACUUGUCUCAACAAUCCGAUCUACUCAGUUCACCUCACACCUUGGAAACUGUACUUUGAUGGAUAA